Messenger RNA from Mytilus trossulus (common blue mussel), 4384 nucleotides. Its product is annotated as E3 ubiquitin-protein ligase RNF13-like. NCBI's taxonomy places the organism in Eukaryota, Metazoa, Mollusca, Bivalvia, Mytilida, Mytilidae. The transcript has 11 exons. Gene Ontology annotation, molecular function: zinc ion binding. Bases 123 to 1451 code for a protein of 442 amino acids. The record is from RefSeq and is a predicted model, not a curated record.
CUGUUUCACAUCACGUGAUUGAAUCCAUUUCUCGAUUUUUCAAGAUGUAAACAUUUGCCACUUUCUGGAAUUUUGAAUCAAAGACAUCAAAUGAUAUAGGAAAAUAUUUUUAACGAGUAGUCAUGCCUUAUGAUGUUCCAAACCAUGUGACUAGGUUGUAUGUUUUUACAGUGGUGAACUUGAUUUUGAUGUUCCAUGCAUCAUGUGUUAAUUGUGAUGUUGUUGUCUUAGACAAACAUGAGAAUAGUACAGCAGGAAUCCAUUUCCCUGAUGAACCCGCACAGUUUGGUUCAGACCUACCUGAGGACGGUCUCACGGGAUACUUGAUAUAUUUGAAACCAUCACCAAGUAACUCCUGUGUACAUUAUGAACCAAAACCACAACAAUUCACAAUUGAUCAGCCAUGGAUCGCUCUUAUGGCAAGAGCAGGGUGUAAAUUUGAUCAGAUGGUGCUUGCUGCACAAAGACUUGGCUACAGUGGUGUUAUUGUACAUAAUAAAAAAUCAGAAGGAGAAAAAAGGGAAAAAAUGAAAGGAGGAAAAGAUGCAGAUCAAGUACACAUUCCAUCAGUAUUUGUUGGUUACUAUGAUGGUGAUAAUUUAGGGAAAUAUUAUGUAUUUAAUGCCUCUGACGGCAGGUAUCUUGUGAAAAUAGAUAAAGAAGGGUUUGACUUUAAACCCUAUUUGUUAUGGCCAUUUGCUAUAGUUGUUGGCACCUGUUUUGUGUUAAUGUUAAUAUUUAUGCUUGUUAGAUUUUGUCGUGAUGUACAUAAGAAGAGGAAGUCCAGACUUUCAACUAAACACCUGAAAAAGAUUCCCAUCAAAAAGUUUAAAAAAGGUGAUGUGUAUGAUGUAUGUGCAAUUUGUUUGGAUGAUUAUGAAGAGGGCGAAAAGUUACGGGUCCUGCCAUGUGCUCAUGUUUACCAUAUAAAGUGUAUAGAUCCAUGGCUUACUAAGAGAAAGAAGACAUGUCCUGUAUGUAAACGUAAAGUUAUACCAGGGAGUAAUCCCGACUCAGAUUCAUCAGACGAGGACACAGAGAAUGAGUCAACAAAUGAACGUACUCCAUUACUAAUGAGUAACAAUAAUCAAGUAAUGACUACACCAAGGAGAUCUACAUUUGAUAAUUCUGGACUACCUGAAGCUGUAAGACAUGAAGUCACUACCGUUCAUGUGCGUACUCACAGAAUAGAGGAUUCAGAUACAGACUCCGAUGAUAAUUCACUUUACCAUACAGUGGGAGAAAGCCCAGAGCCACAUUCUAGACCAAAUACUGGAGCCAUUAAUAUUACGUAUGAAAGUUCCAGUGAGGAAUCUGACGAAGAGAGUGAUGAGGAAGAGAAUGCUGAAAGGGGCACUGGGGAACAUAGCGAUGAGGGUGCUAAUGGGAACACUGUUGUAGUUGUCAUCAACAAUGACAAAUCAGAUAAAACUGUUAAUCAUGUUGUUUGAAUGUGAUAUUUAAAAGUGGUUUGGUUUUAUUUCAUUUUAUUCCGAUUUUGAUGUGAUACUCCAUGAUAAAAUGUUAGAAAUAUUUUGUAUAAUUUAUUUAUUUAAAUGUAUGUUAUGUUUAUGUUUAUGUUUAUGCUUCAUAUAAAUUACUUGCUACUAUUUUGUACUAUUGUUUAAGCAAGGUCAUUCUUUUAAUCUGUAGAAUCAAUACUGGUAAUAAAUUAAGUUUUAAUAGGCUAUUUGCCAAUUCCUGUAAUUAUACCCGUAAUUAGAGAUCCCUAAAAAAAGUUGUCUCCCUCAUGAGGGACAUUAAUUUUAAUUUACAAUGGAGAGCUACCAGAAAGAGCAAAUCUACCUGUGCGUAAUGUGAGUAAUUUAUAAGGUUUUCAAAUCUUUUAAUAACAUCAAUUAGUUGUUUAGCUAAAUACUUUUGAUAUCAGAAAUUAUUUUUUGAUGAAAAAUUAGUUAAACCGCCGAUAUAUCACUUUCAAUUCAUCAUGCUUUGCUUUGGCUAAAGCCAAUUGUAUCCGGUAUGGAACCAGUCUACGAUUGACAAAGGAAAGUAAUUGGUUUUAAAAGUGUUUAACAACAGAAUCAAAUCGGUAAUUGGCAAAUGGACUAUUUGGUCCAUAAUAUUAAAACAUUUGAAUGUCAUUUUCCUAACAUUUAUUUUUUGUUAGAAAUUGAUUUUUUUUUUUAAUUUUGUAAAAAAUUCUGAAAAAUCCUCUGAAUCAGAUAAAAAAUUCUAUGAUCAUUUCAAAGAUCUAGAUUAUAUAAUGCUGUUGCAUGAUAAAAAGAUAUUCUUAUCAUAAGAAAUUCUGAACAGAAAUUUUGUAGGAUUACAACCUGUUUUCAGAUAGUUAAUCAAGCCAGGUAAGGCCCUUGUUUUCUUGUUAUGGCUCUUGUUCAUGUUUAUUUUAUCAAUUUUUGUACAAUUAGAUAAUUAUGAUAAUCCUUAUGAUUUUUUAAAACACUCCAUUUUUGUAAGAGUUGAUCCCUUUUCAAUUUUAGUAAUUAUUUAUCCUUUUGGCAGAAAGAUAUUUUGUAGCGAUUCUUCAUGUUGGAGUUACUAGGUAUGAUGGAAAGGGAAAAUGCUCUUUGAAGAGAACUAGAAUUAAUAUCUUAUGACGUCAAAUUGUCUAAUUGGACAAAAGCUCCGAUUAAUUACCGGUAUAUAACAUAUAUGCAGUAGGGAUAUACUUUUUGUAGAUAAAAUUUUCAAUUUUACAAUGUUUUAAUUGCAAUUACAACAGUUGUAUAUUAGUUGUAUAUAUGUAAUAUAUGAUAUAAUCCAUACUUUUAUAAUCCUGAUAACUUCAUGUUAUAAUUAUAAUUAGUUCUACAGUUACAUUUCUAGAAGUUUUGUGUAAAAGUGUGAUAUUUUGAUAAAUGUGUUGAUCUUUGAUAGUUCUUUCACUGAUGAGGAUGUGUAAUAACUAUUGUAACUUAUGUAAUAUUUAUUCUGGGACAGGGCAUUUUAGUUACAUUUUUGAUUUUAUAAUAGGCCACCUUCAAGUGAUGUCCUUCACCAGAAAAGUUUGUUUAUUAUACACGCCUUUGUGACAUCAUUUACUAGAUAGAGAGGACCACCUGUAUCCCUACACUAUUUAAGUUCAUCAAGCGUCUUCGUGAAUGUCAUUCAUUAUGCAGUAUAAAUUAGAAAUAAUGUUUGUUUCGUAGGUACUUAAUCACAAUGCCCUACUGACAGCAGGAUAGCAACAUUUUUUUUUCAACCACUCAUUUAAAAUUGGAAGGAUGUGAUAUGCCCCUAAAUGCAUGAAUGACAUUUACUGUAAACAAAAAUAUUGACAAAAAAUGCAAUAAACUUGAAGGUGGUCUGUUAGAGCAUAUAUUCAUUAUCAUAUGCCAUGCUAUUUAUAGAUAUAUAAUUGACAAAAAUCAUUAUAACAAAUACACUAAAUGAAAACACCAAUAUUUUAAGUUGUCAUCAAUUUAUUGACUCUAAUAAAAGUUGUCAUCAGUCCUUUAAGAUAUCAGUUUAUUUUAGAAACAAGGUUUACAUGCAGUUUUCCUUCCAUUUUCAUGUUGUAAGGGGAAAGUUUUGAUGUCUCAGAAAGUAAGAACUUGUAUCAUAUGAACAAAAACAACUUUAUUCAAAUCUUUAUUCAUCAUAGAUUUUCAUCUUUAUUUGAUUUACUUAUCUCUUGGUCAAGUGAAUAAUCUGCAUGUGAUAAAUUGUCAAUAAGGUGAGAACACAUACUUUCCUUUUGAAGAAAAAAACCCACAAUGUGUAUUUAUAGUUAUCGCACUGACACAUUGUUCAUUAAACAUAACCAUUGUCUCAAUAUGAAAAUUUAAUCAGUUAUUUUUUUUGGGCACAAAGUAAUAUGGAUUUGUACAGAUGAAAGAUUGGUUAAAAAAAUAAAUCAUAUAUAUUAUAUAAUAAAGUAGCAACAAACAGUUAAUAGUACAAGUUAUCAUCCUGUGAUGACUGUUCCUCUAACAAAAUAAAAUAAAAUGAUCAGAAGAAAAUUAAAAUGUUUAAACCCUAUUUUUUGUUUAGAUGUAUCCAGACGGAUUGUAUGUUUAUAUAUUUUUACUUAAUUACCCAUGCAGUACAACUUGGAUAUUAUUUUCUUGAAUUUGUGUGUGUUGUUUAAAUACAUAAAAAAGAUGAUUAAAGUCCAUUUAUUAUAAGUGGCAUAAUCUUGGAAAAUUCAUUUUUGUAGAAUUUCAGUUAAACAAAAAUCUAAAUUAUUAAAACUUUUUUAUUUGGAAUUGAAACCUGUUUGAUAUUUAGAAUAUGUUCAUGCUUUGCAGUUUUGUGAUUUUGCCUAAGCAAUAAAUAUGCUUCAAUUAUACUAUUUUUUGCUGUAAUCAAUUACUAGUGGUGUACAAACUUUUAUUAAACAAUUUAUACAUUCUAGUCCUUAAAAUAAAUAAAUUUGUAAAUAAAAUAUUAUGAUAAUUGA